This is a messenger RNA of Misgurnus anguillicaudatus (oriental weatherfish), 5374 nucleotides long. The record is from RefSeq and is a predicted model, not a curated record. Lineage: Eukaryota; Metazoa; Chordata; Actinopteri; Cypriniformes; Cobitidae.
CGAGUGCAAAAUCCACAUAGAUAGAUGAAUGCAGGUGAGAGAUGACACGCUCAGCUGCACGCGCUGAGCGCAAAAGCUGCUGAGAUUUAAACGCGCGCGCACAGUCACGACUGACAGACACUUUAAAGACAUGCGACACACGCGCAACUUUAUUCAAUAAACUUCAUCUGUGGAGCAUCGCAACAAUGAAAAAACUCACUCCGUUCAAUAACUUUUCCAAGUUCAAGUCAAAGUCGUGUGAUAAUGGGGAGGAAGUUUGUAUGGACGACUGUGGACCUGUGUGUCGCUGCGGCCCGGAGCCUUGCGCUUGUCCGUUCACACAAAACACUCAAGAUGGAUUUAAGGAAAAUAAGAAAUCAAGACUCAUCAGACCAGACAACAUUUUUCCAGUCUUCAACUGUCCAAUUUUGGAGAAUAGAGGUCCAUGUGAGGCCUGGACACCUCAGCAACAUGCUUUUGAUAAUCUUGCUUAUGAACAAGGGAGUCCCAACGAAUUGAAGCCCGGUUUGGGACACCUUUCCCGUGUCACUCUUCACAUCACAGGCCUGACCUCCACUAACUCUGUCCAGGUUCUUUACGCAAAAAUCUCAUGUCUCAAUGGUGUAGAAGCUGUAUCAAUACAGUCUGAAGACCUUUUCACCAUCGCCUUCAACCCGUCUGAUAUUAACUCUAGGAAAAUUCUCCAAGAGGUCCACAUGUUGGGGUAUGGAGUGCGGGAAGUGGCGACCCAACCUGUGAAGAUGGUGGUCAAGGAGAGUGAGGUGAGGAUGAAGGUACAGGGAAUGACCUGUCAAUCAUGUGUCAGAUCUAUUGAAGGACGGAUUGGAACUCUUCAAGGUGUUAUUGGCGUCAAGGUGUCUUUAAGUGAUAAAGAAGUUUCUGUGAGGUUUAACCCUGCAGAGUUGACAUCUGAGAUUUUGAGGGAAAACAUUGAGGACAUGGGGUUUGAUGCCACAAUUCUACACGGUUCUAGUCAACUACAGCCUUCAGGAACAGGGGCCUGCGCUGCUGGGAUCUCGGAUUGGUCGGAGGUGACACUGGGUGUCGAAGGGAUGCAUUGUGGAUCAUGUGUUAAGAACAUAACUACGACUUUGUCGGGAAUGUUAGGGGUCAACUCUGUAUUUGUGUCAUUGGAAAAGGGAAGCGUGGAUCUUAGAUUUGACCCAUCUCUGCUAACUCUGGAUACCGUUAAAGGCUUGUUGGAGGAAAUACCACCGGGAAAUUUCAGGGUUUCUAUUCCUGGUUGGAAUUGUGAAUCCAGGUCUAAUUUCUCGGUUAGUGUCCAAACACAGAGUGUCGUCAUUGGAAUAGGAGGAAUGACAUGCAGCUCUUGUGUUCAGGCCAUUGAGGGAAGGAUGUCGAAGAUAGCUGGAGUACAUUCCAUAAAAGUUGACUUACAGGAAAAGAAGGGAAUUAUAACAUUUGACCCAAGCAUGACCUGUUCAGAAGACUUACGGGAAGCAGUUGAGGACAUGGGAUUUGAAGCAUGCCUGCAACAAGAUUCAUCAAACAGGCUGAAAUCGUCACAUUUCACCAGCGCAGAAAAUUCCAGUUGCUCUGAGGUGAGGGAAACACAUAAAUGUUUUAUCCAUGUGACAGGCAUGACCUGUGCUUCUUGUGUGGGCAACAUCGAAAGAAACCUGCUGAAACAUGAAGGUAUUAAAUCAGUAUUGGUUGCCCUGAUGGCUGGUAAGGCAGAGGUGAGAUAUGAUCCGGGAAUUUCGGACCCAUCACGGAUUGCACAGCUUAUCUCUGACCUGGGUUUCGGAGCGUCUGUGAUGGAAGAGAACACAGGCCAGGAUGGGAUCUUGGAUCUUUCUGUCACCGGUAUGACAUGUGCUUCCUGCGUCCAUAACAUCCAAAGCAAACUUUUGAGGACAGAGGGAAUUUUGGAAGCCUCCGUUGCCUUGGCAACAAACAAAGCUCAUGUGAAGUUUGACCCAGAUUUAGUAGGCUCUCGAGAUAUCAUCAGGAUCAUUGAGGGUUUAGGUUUUGGAGUGUCUUUGAUAAAAAACAACGGAUUUGGGAAGGACAACAAGUUGGACCACCAAGAGGAGAUUCGACAGUGGAAGCAUUCGUUUCUGUUCAGUCUGGUGUUUGGGAUUCCAGUUAUGGGUCUGAUGAUCUACAUGAUGGUGAUGGACAGUCAACACAAGGAACAUGGUGGCUCCAUGCCUGUGGAUCAAAACAUCCUGCCUGGUCUCUCCAUCAUUAACUUGGCUUUCUUUCUGCUCUGCACACCUGUUCAGUUUCUAGGUGGUCGUUACUUCUACAUACAAGCUUAUCGUUCGUUACGGCACGGCGUUGCCAACAUGGAUGUGUUAAUUGUGCUGGCAACCACCAUUGCGUAUGUUUACUCCUGCAUAGUGCUCAUUGUAGCCAUGAUCGAAGAAGCCAAACAGAGCCCCCUCACUUUUUUUGAUACGCCUCCGAUGCUUUUUGUAUUCAUCGCUCUGGGACGCUGGUUGGAGCAUGUUGCUAAGAGUAAAACUUCUGAAGCUCUGGCAAAGCUCAUGUCUCUCCAAGCUACAGAUGCCACUAUAGUGUCCCUGGGCCCUGACAACACAAUUAUCAGAGAGGAGCAGGUGUCUGUGGAGCUGGUGCAGAGGGGUGACGUGGUAAAGGUGGCACCAGGAGGAAAGUUCCCAGUCGACGGGAAGGUGAUUGAAGGCACGUCCAUGGCAGAUGAGUCUCUUAUAACUGGUGAGCCAAUGCCAGUGAUUAAGAAAGCAGGCAGCUAUGUGAUCGCUGGCUCUAUUAAUGCUCAUGGUGCUUUGCUGGUGGAGGCCACGCAUGUGGGUGCAGAGACAACACUUUGCCAAAUAGUUAAACUAGUUGAAGAGGCCCAGACAUCAAAGGCACCAAUUCAGCAGUUAGCCGAUAAACUGAGUGGCUAUUUCGUUCCCUUCAUAGUUGUCAUCUCUGUGCUUACAGUGGUGGCGUGGCUUAUCAUAGGUUUUGUGGACUUUGAGAUAGUGGCAAAAUAUUUUCCUGGUUACGACCCCAACAUCUCCAGAACAGACGUGAUCGUCCGGUUUGCCUUUCAAGCCUCCAUCACUGUCCUGUCCAUCGCGUGUCCCUGUUCUCUGGGUCUAGCGACUCCGACUGCAGUUAUGGUUGGCACUGGCGUGGGCGCCCAGAAUGGCAUUCUUAUAAAGGGAGGAGAACCUCUUGAAAUGGCCCACAAGGUUCGGGCUGUUAUGUUUGAUAAGACAGGCACCAUCACUAAUGGGGUGCCGCAGGUGACAAGAGUGCUGGUGUUGUGGGACCGAGCAAGGCUUCCUCUCCGGAUGGUUCUGGCUGUGGUGGGGACCGCGGAGGCGAGCAGUGAACACCCGUUGGGCAUGUCUGUCACCAAGUACUGCAAGGAGGAGUUGGGCUCAGAAACCCUGGGCUACUGUCAGGACUUCCAGGCAGUUCCUGGCUGUGGAAUCAGUUGUAAAGUCUCCAACAUAGAGGAUCUGCUGCAGAACAGCCCAAAGACACAUCAUACCCCUAAAGCAAAACACACAGCACAUCUAUUCACCCUCCAAGGAGCCACUACAGAUGAGAGCAGCCUGGUGGCAGAUACACAGUCUGGGUCAGACAGCCCCUCAUACUCAGUUUUGAUCGGGAACAGACAGUGGAUGAUGAGAAAUGGUUUGGAGGUCACAGCUGAUGUGGAUGAUGCCAUGAGCAGUCAUGAGACUAAAGGACAGACAGCUAUCCUGGUGGCCAUCGAUGGAGUCCUGUGUGCUAUGUUAGCCAUCGCGGAUACAGUGAAGGCAGAGUCGGCUCUGGCUGUUCGUACCCUGAGCAGUAUGGGAAUAGAGGUCUUCAUGAUCACAGGAGACAAUAGACGCACUGCCCGGGCCAUUGCCACACAGGUGGGUAUCAAGAGGGUGUUUGCAGAGGUCUUGCCUUCACAUAAAGUAGCAAAGGUUCAAGAGCUGCAGGAAAGAGGUCUAAAAGUCGCAAUGGUUGGUGACGGGGUCAACGACUCGCCUGCCCUCGCUCGUGCCGAUCUGGGCAUCGCCAUAGGAACAGGCACUGAUGUUGCUAUAGAGGCAGCAGAUAUCGUUUUAAUACGGAAUGAUUUGUUGGACGUUGUGGCCAGCAUUGAGCUGUCUAAAAAGACCGUGCAGAGAAUCAGGAUAAACUUUGUGUUUGCUCUCAUUUACAACCUAAUUGGCAUCCCUAUUGCAGCAGGUGUCUUUAUGCCUGUUGGACUGGUGCUACAGCCCUGGAUGGGUUCUGCUGCAAUGGCAGCAUCAUCUGUCUCAGUGGUGCUCUCCUCUCUGCUGCUGAGACUCUACAAGAAGACAUCAGUAGAUGAAUAUGAGUCGAGAGUUCAGGGUCAUAAACUCAGUCUGAAUCCGUCUGAGGUCAGCACCCACGUGGGAAUGGAAACCCAUCGCUGCAGCCCUCUAUCUUUUGACCAGGGCUGGGAUAGACGUAGGCGGAGCUAUUCUAGCUCAGAGUCCUCCUCUCUUAACACAAACUCCUCCCACCUACCUACAGGACAGUACUCUCAACUAGACCAUAAUGUGUCAAAGCGGAACUUCAUCGUAUAGACCAGGAAUAUACAGUAUGGCCAGGUUGAAUACAACUUUUAGGUGACUCAUAUUUUCCCAGAUGCAUUUAAAAGCUUUUAAGUAAAUUUUGCUGAGGUGUUCAGCAUCUGCUUUCCUUCGAUUGACCUUCUGGCUCUCUGGGUCAUCACUGCAGUGCAUCCGUCAUUAAUAAAGCAUGGAUACAGAGAUGUUCUCAAUCCAGAUACUGCAGGAUGUCUCUUUCUAGGUCAAGGAAACCCAAGACACUGAAGUCCUCUUCUCUUGUGAUCGAUGUACAUUUUCUUCUCUGACGUUUAGGCUCCUUUUGGAUCUAAACUGUAAAAAAAAGAAGAUUUUAAUCUUGUAUCUAACUAUAACAUGUAGCAAAUACAUUUACAUAUGCUAAAGCCACAUCACAUGACCAUCUUUAUUUGGCACCUUGCAUUUCUUUGAUUUGUCCAGUUGCAUCUUAAAGAUAAGAAUAAAAUUUAAACAAAUAUACACUAAAUAAACUGUAUACUUGUAUAAAUUAAUUGAUAUUAGACUUAAUUUGUAAAAAUAAAUUCAUUAAAUGUGACCCUACAGUAUCAAUCAUUGAUUUCAAUCUUUGACAUGACUUUACACUGCAAAAAAUGAUUUUCAAGAAAAAAAAUUCUUAGUAUUUUUGUAUUGUUUUCAGUAAAAAUAUCUAAAAAUUCUUAAAUUAAGAUGCUUUUUCUUGAUGAGCAAAACGACCCAAGAAAAUAAGUCUAGUUUUUAGACGAAAUUGGCAGAUUUUUUUUGCUUGUUUUAUGCACAAAAUCACUUAAAUUUGAUAUUUUUGGUCUAAAAACUAGACUUAU